Messenger RNA from Paraphaeosphaeria sporulosa, 768 nucleotides. RefSeq lists its product as uncharacterized. NCBI's taxonomy places the organism in Eukaryota, Fungi, Ascomycota, Dothideomycetes, Pleosporales, Didymosphaeriaceae. The record is from RefSeq and is a predicted model, not a curated record. The transcript has 3 exons. The coding region runs from base 1 to 768 and encodes 255 amino acids.
AUGUUCUACCCCGUUGAAGUGCUGCUUCAUUUCCCCGCGAUGGUCACUGUCGGCUCUGGGCAAGAAGCACGUCGCUUCACAGAAGCACGUACAAACCAGAUCAUCGACCUCCAGACGUACGAGAGGAAAGCAGCCGUAGAUGAGAAGCGCUGGACUACCAGCCAUACAAAAUUUGAGGCCCAAAACCCUCCACCAGCCUACUACCACGCCUCCCCCAUGAUGCGCCUCCCCACCGAGAUUCGUCUACAGAUCCUCGCCGAGGUCCUCUUCGACCCGGACGAGAUCACCUUCAACUUCAACGUUCCAGAUCCGAGCGCACUUUUCCUCGACGCCCUAAAGCAGCACGCCGUUCAGCUGCCCUCCACCUACGCGAAAAGCUACUCAGAGUAUUCCUUCCAGGCGCUCCUCAUCCUCCGCCUCGCACCCCAGUGGAAAAACCAAAUCUUCGUCGAGCUACAACAAAACGACCCAGGCACACCCCGCAAGCGCUCCAACGCGCGUAAACUCUACACAGACUUCCAUGGCGACUCCCUCCACCGCCGGGAAGCAUGCCUCGACUGCUACGUCCACUGCCGCUGCUGGGAAAACCAUUCUGCACAGUGCACGCGCAACCGCGCCAACGGCCAGCUCCUCCGUGUCUGCAAAGCCAUAUGGGCGCCGUGCUGCACGCCAUGGGGCCCGGCCGGCAGUUCAUCCGCUACGUCGACGUGCGCAGCCAGCUGUUCCACGGCGGCGUGCUGUGGGAGUACCUGCUUCCGUGUCGCAUGA